ACAUUAUGAUCUGGAAAUGUUUUUUUGUCAGCAGAAACGAGGUAACUGGUCAGAGUUUCUGAGAAGAUUGGGAACCUGAAUGACAUCACCGCCUAACAACCCAUCACCCUCAACCUGUGAUGACAUCAGCAGCCGGCUGAUGACCACAGCAGCUUCUUCUGCAGACAGAGAGGAUCCUCGUCAAGGCAGCUAACAUCUCUGCAAACCCCACACAUACUGGACACAAACCUUUACCUUCAGCAUGGCACUAUGGAGCACUAUUUGCAGAAAUCAGAUGCCACAAGGUCUUCUUUCUUUCCUGCCCUCCAACAGUCUUGUCUAUUGCCUCCCUGCCCCUUUUGUGUCUCUACCUUGGCCAGAAGUUUUGUUUUGUCCUCGUUGUCCUCCCCAAGCAGAAUCUGACCAUCUUCCACAGCAACCCAACAAGACUGGGCUUUUUCAACAUGCCAAACUUCAGAAAAAGGGUCUGCUUAUCUGUAGUUAUCCAAAACAUUCUGGUUCUGUUGACAAGUGACCAGAAGAGGGCGCCAUUGUGCCAACUUGAACCCAGCAGCAUCCGGGGGUGAUUUGGAUGCGAGUUGCAGGCGGAACGCUGCGUGCCGCAACAAGAAGCAGAGAUGCGAUUGACAGAAGAGUGCAGAUCGCCCUGCACGUUGACGGGAACAAUAAGACAAACCAACACGAAGAGCCGAAAACGACUUUUAGGAAAAUAAGCCAAGAUGAUUGGCGGGUUUCCCCUGUCAUGCAAAAGUGAAAGCGGUCCAACAUGGCCGUUAUUCUUUCUGCUCCAUUUCUGUCUUAUUGCUCAUGAGCCACUGUGUUUCAAACCUUGUAGUGAAAAGCUGAAUUAGAAACCAAAACGCGUUUCCAGUGGCUCACGUGCACGACUGGAAACAUGGAGGUAUAAGCCCCCCCACUGGCAGAAGAAACCCCCCGCAUGUAAAGUGUGCGCUCCAAAUGGAAAGCGCAGCCUCCCCUCCUUUGUGCGUAAACGAUGCGGGGCCAGGAAGGGAACACUUUGCUACCUUUAUCUGAGAAAACCCGGCCGGUGAAUGCUCAGUAGGGGAGGGGAGAAGGAGAAAACCUGAAGAAGAAGAAGGAAAAAACACGCCAGCAUCAAGUGAGGUUUUCCACAGCAGUGGUCUGCCGAGGAGGAGCGCAGCGUCACCACCUGGUUAUAAUCCGAGGCCGAGGAAGAGGAGAGGGAAAAGAUGGACAUCACCGACCAAGGAGCCCAAAUGGAGCCGCUCUUACCCACGGAACAAAGUUCUCAAGAAAGUAAAGAUGUGAGGACUGAUGAGGAGGCGGUGUUGGACCGCGGGGGAACACGUUCGAUGCUCAACACCAAUUUUGAGAAGGAAGAACUUGAAGGUCACCGCACUCUCUACAUCGGAGUCCACGUCCCCUUGGGUCGGAGGUCACACCGUCGACACCGUCACCAUGGACACAGACACAGGAAGAGGUCCAAGGAGAGGGACUCCACAGGGGAAGACGGUCGAGAAUCACCCUCAUAUAACACUCCAGCUCAGAGGGUGCAGUUUCUUCUGGGAACAGAGGACGGCGACGAAGAGCACAUCCCACACGCCCUGUUCACUGAGAUGGACGAAAUCUGCCUCAGGGAGGGCGAGGACGCCGAAUGGAAAGAGACGGCUAGGUGGCUGAAGUUUGAAGAGGAUGUUGAAGACGGCGGCGAACGGUGGAGUAAGCCCUACGUGGCGACCCUGUCUCUGCACAGCCUGUUUGAGCUGCGGAGCUGCAUCAUGAACGGCAUCGUGAUGCUGGACAUGCGGGCCAACUCCCUGGAGGAGAUCGCAGAUAUGGUUUUGGAUCAGCACGAGGGGUCCGGCUCUCUGGGUCCGGAUGCCCGGAAGAGGAUCCGCGAGGCCCUGCUCAAGCAGCACCAUCACCAAAACCACAAGAAGCUGGCCAACCGCAUCCCCAUUGUACGCUCCUUCGCUGACAUUGGCAAGAAGCAGUCUGAGCCUCAUUCCAUGGACAAGAAUGGCCAAACGGUCUCACCGCAGUCCCAGCCGUCCAACGAGGCCAAACAGGACGUCAGCCGAGAAAACAGCGCCGUGGACUUCAGUAAGAUUGACCUCCAUUUCAUGAAGAAGAUCCCUCCUGGAGCGGAGGCCUCCAAUGUGCUGGUUGGGGAGCUGGAGUUCCUGGACCGCCCUGUGGUGGCUUUGGUCCGCUUGUCUCCUGCUGUGCUGCUCAACGGCCUCACCGAAGUUCCCAUCACCACCAGGUUCUUGUUCAUCCUGCUGGGGCCUCUGGGUAAAGGUCCCCAGUACCAUGAAAUUGGGCGAUCUAUUGCUACACUGAUGACUGAUGAGAUUUUCCAUGAUGUCGCCUAUAAGGCCAAGGACAGGAGUGACCUGGUGGCAGGCAUUGACGAGUUUUUGGAUCAGGUGACUGUGUUGCCCCCCGGCGAGUGGGACCCCUCCAUCAGAAUAGAGCCGCCGAAGAAUGUUCCCUCUCAGGAAAAGCGAAAGAUCCCCCCCGUUCCCAACGGAGUGACGGAUCUUGGAGAGUCUGAGGAGCAUGGAGGACAUGGUGGCCCUGAGCUCCAGCGCACGGGGAGGAUAUUUGGUGGGAUGAUCUUGGACAUCAAGCGAAAAGCCCCUCACUACCUUUCAGACUACACAGACGCCAUCAGCCUGCAGUGUCUGGCCUCCUUCCUCUUCCUGUACUGCGCCUGCAUGUCACCUGUUAUUACCUUCGGAGGACUCCUGGGCGAGGCCACAGAGGGCCGCGUGAGUGCCAUUGAGUCUCUGUUUGGGGCGUCAAUGACUGGGAUAGCCUACUCUCUGUUUGCCGGUCAGCCCCUCACCAUCCUGGGCAGCACUGGGCCUGUUCUCGUCUUUGAGAAAAUCCUCUUCAAGUUUUGCAAGGAAUAUGGCCUCUCCUACCUCUCCCUGAGGACCUGCAUUGGGCUGUGGACGGCCUUCUUCUGCCUGCUGCUGGUGGCCACAGAUGCCAGCUCGCUUGUCUGUUACAUCACGCGCUUCACCGAAGAGGCUUUCGCCGCACUAAUCUGCAUCAUCUUCAUCUACGAGGCCCUGGAGAAGCUGAUUCACCUGGGGGUGCACUAUCCCAUCAACAAACACAACGACCUGCAGAAGCUCACCCAGUACUGGUGUAGCUGUGUUGAGCCCAGGGACCCGAGCAAUGAGACCCUGCGAUUUUGGGAUGAGAGGAACAUCACAGUCUCCCAGGUCAACUGGACCUCACUGGAGGUCAAGGAGUGUGAGAUGCUACAUGGGGAGUUUCAGGGGCCCGCCUGUGGCCACCAUGGCCCGUACAUCCCAGACGUCCUCUUCUGGUGCGUGGUGCUCUUCUUCACCACAGUCUUUAUGUCGGCCUUCCUAAAGGAGUUCAAGUUCAGCCGCUACUUCCCUACCAAGGUGAGGGCUGUCAUCAGCGACUUUGCAGUCUUUAUCACUAUCCUCACUAUGGUCCUUGUUGAUUAUGCCAUAGGAAUCCCAUCGCCUAAAUUACAAGUCCCCAACAAGUUCAAACCAACGAGAGACGAUCGGGGCUGGAUUAUAAACCCGGUAGGACCCAACCCGUGGUGGACCACCAUCGUCACCUUUAUUCCCGCUCUGCUCUGCACCAUCCUCAUCUUCAUGGACCAGCAGAUCACAGCAGUUAUUAUCAACAGGAAGGAGCACAAGCUGAAGAAAGGCUGCGGCUACCACCUGGACCUGUUCGUGGUGGGGGUGAUGCUGGGCGUUUGCUCGGUGAUGGGCCUGCCGUGGUUCGUGGCGGCCACCGUGCUCUCCAUCUCCCACGUGAACAGCCUGAAGCUGGAGUCGGAGUGCUCGGCUCCUGGAGAGCAGCCCAAGUUCCUGGGCAUCCGCGAGCAGCGCUUCACCGGCCUCAUGAUCUUCACCCUCAUGGGCUGCUCCGUCUUCAUGACCUCCAUGCUAAAAUUCAUCCCUAUGCCGGUCCUCUACGGCGUCUUUCUCUACAUGGGAGCAUCUUCCCUCAGAGGCAUUCAGUUCUUCGAUCGCUUGAAGCUGUUCGGCAUGCCAGCCAAACAUCAGCCCGACUUCAUCUACCUUCGACAUGUGCCGCUGAGGAAGGUCCACCUCUUCACCAUCAUCCAGCUCAGCUGCUUAGUCCUGCUGUGGGUCAUCAAGACCUCCAGGGCGGCCAUUGUUUUCCCCAUGAUGGUCUUGGCGCUGGUGUUUAUUCGUAAGUUGCUGGAUUUUAUCUUCACCAAGAGAGAACUGAGCUGGCUGGAUGAUCUGAUGCCGGAGUGGAAGAAGAAGAAGCUGGAGGACGCAGCACAAGAGGAGGAACACAGUAUUAUCGCAGAGGAGGAAGGGAUCGUUCAAGUCCCACUAGAGGGGCACUACAGGGGUGACCCAGCCACGGUGAACAUCACCGACGAAAUGUCUAAAGGAUCUUUUGGGAACAUGUGGAAGGGCGUCAGUCCUGCCGAGAGCACAAAAAAGGAACUGGGAUCGAAAAGCUCCCCUUCCUAACCUCUCAGAAGCUGAUACCCCGAAGUUGCGCCAGAAGCGGUGAAAAGCGACACAAGCGGAGGAGGCAUAACAAGAGCCUGGACAGGGAGACGAGUUUGUGAGGACACAUGUUGGUGACGCCACUGUGCCGUCAAUCAGUAAAUACAAAUAAAAGAAAAAUAGAGAGAGAAAAAAAAACAAAGCAAAUAUACCGUGCCACACUCAACCACCUAUGUACUGUGCUACACUGUGUUUUUAGUCAUGUAAGUCUGUGUGCAAGUUCAGAAGAAAGAAGUAUUUGUUGGAAACCAUAAGCAACAUAAGAAAACUCACUGAGUUAGACACCAAGUUAGGCAAACAAGGAAGAACCAACUCUGGACUUAAUUUGAUCCGCAUUCAGACCAGUAACGGGUAUAGGAAUGAUCAAUCAGUGAAAGGCUAGCAUGUUGCAGAGAGUGUAUAUGACAAUAUCUGUUGAAACUAAGCUGUCAAGCACUUUAACAGUCUAUCAUCUGCUGAAGGAGCCUUUGGUAUCUGUAAGACAUUGCUCCACUAUUGGUUGCUCUUCUUAUUCCCCUCAGUAGCUGCCGUUUUGUCACAAACGUGUGCAAAACUUUACCAACAUUCCGCUAAUGUGAAAAAUGUUGCCAUUGUGGCGUUUCCAUUGUAUCUUUCGGCAUUCCCGAAAGAUACAUAUAUUGCUGCAUUGGCUUUGAAUGAUGCCCAGAAGAAAUCUUUUGUAUUUGUAGGGAAAUUGCAAACAAUCUGGACACUUUAGCAGUGAUUCCAAACUGGGAAUGAUAUCGAAUCAAAACAUAGGCAUUGCUUGAAAAUCAAUAGGAUUUGCUACGUUAGAUGUCAAAUGAUCCGAAUAAAUAGAUAGAAAUAGAAACUAACUACUGUGUAUUUUUCUGCAUUUUGUACUUUCAACCUCCAAAUGAGGCUGUCCAGCACUGUUUGUGUGAAAUAUUUUGUCACAAAUGCAAACACCCCCCCGACUUUUUCUACCACAACUUUCACCAAGUUUUAUACGGAACGGAUUUUGAUCCCGCUCAGAAUUCCAACUUUUAGGAACCUUUGAUACAGUUUUCCAGUUAAAACGUUUCAAAACCAAAGUACGUCAUCAAACUGCAACCACUGGAUAAAGAUUUUUUUUUCUUUUUAAGGUCCUUUUGUGAUAAUCUGUUAAAAUUGCUGACAUGGUUCUAGUUAUAAAACGUUUAAAACCUCUGUUCUACCAUUUUAAUCCUUCUUAGUCUGCAUGCGGAUCAAAUUACAUCCAAAUCGGACCGUUCCCGUCUUGGUGCCUAACUUGGUGCGGACCAUUAAGUGUAAUGGUGAUACAGAACCAGCAACAGAGUGAAGCCAGAAUUAUGACUCCAACAAUAUCUUAGUCCAUAGGCCAAUUCCUGACAGAUUACAAAUGAUUUUUAACAUUUUCUUUCUUUGUAUUUUGUAUGUUUUUUUAUAUUUUUUCCAAAAAAAUAAAAUAAAAACAACUGCAAGUUGUCUCUUUAAAACACCUGCCACAGCAAGUGCAAUGGAUUUCAUGUGGAGCAAUGAAUGCUGCAGCAGUAUUUCGCACCUUAGAAUAGCAUGGUAAUAGAAUGGUCUCCUCCAACUCACACCAACCUAAGAGCGCUGGCUAUGUAACUUUCUGAAAGUCAACAUUUUCUAUAUACUACAAUGUAAAUCUAAAUGUCUACGUGUCAGUGGCUGUGUUCACCUUUGAUGUUGCACAUAUAAAUGUUUCUCCUUCAGUCGAGUUUUUCCUCGGUUUACUUCCUGAGAAAUGUCCAUUUUAGCCUUCUUACUAAGAAUGAACUGAGAAGAUUGAUUCCUCUGAUUGGUCAAUUCCCCCUUCACCAAUUCAUACCUGCACAUUUUGUAGCCAUGAAAGACAAGGUAAUUUUUUUGUCAAAUUAUAGAAAUUAACAAUUCAAUAAAUGCUCAAUCUUAUGUAGAUCUUAAUUUAUCAAUUUAAAAAUCUUUUUUUUUUAUGGUACCCUAUUUUUGUUUCUUUAGUUGACUUCCUAAAAACCUGAUAACUCGAAAUAACCUUGUGCUGACAGGCUUAAGACCAUAUAUUUUCUCAUAGGUAGCAGACUGUAAAUCACAGAUACUGUCUUUAAAUUGUCAAAGUUGAUGUGGUCUGAGAAAUUUCUCAGUUCUACGUGAGAAACGACAAAAACGACAAACUGAAAUGGAGAAAAGUGAACACAAAACUAAGGUUCGCAACAGGUUUCUAAUGAUGGCUCAGUUUAAGAGGAGCUAAUAUGUCCAAAAAGUAUGAAUUGACAAAGGUAAAAAAAUGACCUGCCCCCCUCUAACGUCAUUGCAAAAACCUGAAGCUAAAGUUACUGGGAGGUUGACUUGGUUGACAAAGACUGAAAAUGUGGAAACUGUUUAUCUGGUCUGACUCAAGUGUAGCACCUAAUGCUGAUAUGUACUUUAUAUCAUUUCUGAUUUAUCCCACAAAUUUUAGACUUCAACAAAACGAGCAUCAAAAUCAAUUCACUGACGAAAUGUAAGAACCAUAUCAGUUUUUCAAAUUACUCUUCCAAAUCAAGAAAGUCAAAGUUCUCGUUUCCCUGCUGCUGUCGGCGCAAAACAUUUCCACUUCAUAUCGGAAAAAGCUGGGGAAUAAAUAUUCAAAACUACAACACGGCAGAAUUAACAUGAAGCUAAAGCCAGUGGCGAGUUGACUAGGCAGGCGAGGCUAAUCGCAAAGAUUGUAAAUGACCGCGAUAAAUCAAAGAAGCACUUUAUGCCUUGUUUGACUCCAGAAACGUCACACAAUGUACUGUGUGCAAAACUGGUAUUAAAUUGGUCCUUGCAAGUAUUUGCAUACAUUUAUUCAAUAUAUACAAGAGUCUGUGUGAAUGGUUUCAUGGAAAACUUUUCCUACCCCCACCCCAAAAAAAAUCAGGUGUGAAAUGUUUAAAACUAUUAGCGACAAAAUGGUGAGCAGGUGCUGGCAAUUGCCUCACGUCAUUAAACACAAAGCUAAAGUUACACGUUUUGCAUGGUGAAACGCAAAAAUUGUAAAUAGUGAAACCCUUUUGUCUUUUCUCGAAAGUAGCUGCAGUGCUACGAAAAAGUAUUGGACCAUUACAGAUGUAGUCUCUUUUUUUUUAAAAGUUUUUUGUCAAUCUCUAAUGUCAAAUUUUAAUAAUUUCAUUUAAUAGGCAAAAAAGUUAUCCAAAUUUUCAAAAUUUUGAUUUACCGCAGUUUUUCUGGAAACACCCACAAGGAUAGAUGAUGCAAAAUGUGAUAAAAAGUAUAAAUAGAAGAGAUGUGAACGUGGAAAACUACUUUUUCAUAGCACUGUCAAAGGCCUAAAGCUGACAAGCACUUUACGUCUUCGUUGUUUCAUUUUAAAAAGCUCAUACAAUGUAAUUUGUAAAAAAAAAAAGGAACAAAAAAUCUUAAUCUCCUUGCUCGCAUUAGCAUUUCAUUUUAUGAAGAAAUACCAGAGCCAUAUCAGUCUUUUCAAUUUACUCUUCCAAAGUAAGAAAGUGAAUGAGCUUAUUUCCCAGUUAUUUCUUUUUAGUGCACUUUUGUUUUUUCUGGGACAGCUUAAAUAAAAAUGAUAUUUUCAAGCUUGCAUGGCAGCGUAGUUCGGUAACAUGUAACUUUAGCGAACAUUAGCUAUCUUUUUGCUUAAGAAUAUCAGAGAGAAACUUUAAUGCUUAACUUUUGGGCAAUUGUACAAACAGCUCAGUGUUUUCCAGCAUACUCUUCAUCAUCUUGUCAGUCAGUGUCAUCUAUGAACAUGUGAUCUCCUCGGAAACUGACUUUGUGUGUAUUAGCAUCCAAAGCUCAUUGUUUUUAAAAGGAAAAAUAAUUAAGAAAUCCUGCAUGAUGGUGAAAUUAUAUCACUGCAGGAUCAUGGGUUCCUCUAGAGAUGCAAUAAUCCUGUUCUUUUCUUCUGGUAAGGGCAAAAUGUAAAUGGUAAAGAGUCUUAACACUGUAUAAUAUAUAGAAUAUUUUAUGUGUAAAAUGUUACUAAUAUAUUACUAAUAAGAAAUGUGUCGAAUUCAGAUUUUUGUUUAUCUUUCCUCUACCCCCCCAAUGUCCAACCGAUGGUUCUUAGCUGAUUAGAGAAACCAAUGGUGGGUCAAAAUGAAAUCAAAAUCAGAUAUUUUGACCACUUCUGUGUGGAAUUCUGCCUUAAAUUUGGUAUUAUUAGACGGGCACUUUUUGUUUUAGUGACUUAAGUCACCUUUAUGGAGAACUAUAAGUUCAGAUCUGUUGUGCAGUUGUAAUUAGUUUCAUGAGAAUGAGAGAGUGUGUGCAAGACAACAUAAAUAAAGAUAUAAAACAGCUGAAA
This is a messenger RNA of Poeciliopsis prolifica (blackstripe livebearer), 8805 nucleotides long. RefSeq names its product sodium-driven chloride bicarbonate exchanger-like. Gene Ontology annotation, molecular function: sodium:bicarbonate symporter activity; monoatomic anion transmembrane transporter activity; solute:inorganic anion antiporter activity. Lineage: Eukaryota; Metazoa; Chordata; Actinopteri; Cyprinodontiformes; Poeciliidae. Gene Ontology annotation, biological process: bicarbonate transport; regulation of intracellular pH; monoatomic anion transport. Gene Ontology annotation, cellular component: plasma membrane; basolateral plasma membrane. The transcript has 29 exons. The record is from RefSeq and is a predicted model, not a curated record. The coding region runs from base 1212 to 4493 and encodes 1093 amino acids.